This is a messenger RNA of Lentinula edodes (shiitake mushroom), 618 nucleotides long. RefSeq lists its product as uncharacterized. Lineage: Eukaryota; Fungi; Basidiomycota; Agaricomycetes; Agaricales; Omphalotaceae. The coding region runs from base 1 to 618 and encodes 205 amino acids. The transcript has 2 exons. The record is from RefSeq and is a predicted model, not a curated record.
AUGCAUGAGAUGAUUAUGAAGACAAGCAAGGAUACGAACCAACUGUACCACCAGUGGUGGGCUGACCGGCUGCUUCGCCUCGCGAAGGGUGCAGAGGUAGAGAAAACAAAGCAGUCUAUAGGCACUGUCUGGAAGCACCUCCCUUACGCGCUGAAGAAGGCUAUCGAUGAGGAGCAUGACAACUGGGAGUUUACCUCAGCCAUCAAGGCAGUAAAGUGGAGUGUCCUCAAGGUUGAAGCAGAGCACGAAGUGGGCAAAACCACUCCAUUGGUGGUUCCAGAGACCCCGAGAACUAAGCUGGCCAACAACUUUGCAACCGCACGCAUCAGUACCUCCCCGUUGCCAUCCCCAGUCUUCACUACCCUGGAUGAAGGGAGGAAGGCAGUCCUGCGACGUGGCGUCGCAGCGAAGAUACAACACCCGAAUACACCAGACAGGGUGGCAGCUUGGAAAGCGGAACUGCUGGAGUGGGCCUCCAGGCAUGGCGUGGAUGGUGUGUUGUCGGAGGUCACCAUUGUGCCCCUGAAGCGGUCUGCUCCGGAGAGUGUUUUCGAUGCGGAGGUAACCGACAUGGGUUUGAGGUUCAGUGCCCCAGGCCAGGUGCCAUACCGCCAGUAG